GUAGUCGAGGGGCGGGGGUUGCGAGUAGGAUGAAUGUACCGUGUUUACGUAACUUUCGAUCUUGGUGUGCAAUCCCGGAAGACAGAGAUGGCGGCAGCGAUGACGGCGUCGAUCGCCAGCUGGCCCUCCGGAGACCCUAAUCUCGAAUGGGAGUCUCUUCUCUUCAGUGAAAUUGGUGAUCUCUUAGGAGAAGAUGAACUUCAGCUAGAUGUAGAGAAUGAAACCUAUGAAAGCAGUCUUGGUGACCUUGACUUUGAUUUAGACUUGAUGUCUUGGGAUUCAGAUACAUGGGAUAUUAUGAAGCAGACCCCAUCAGAUAUAGAGUACAAAGCAGAACCUCUCUCACCAACUGCUUCAACAGAUUCAGUUCCUUCUCCUUUACCUGUGGACUCUCCAGUACAACAUAUACCUGAAGGUGUGGAGUUUGGCACUAAUUCUCAUUUAUCCAUUGCAUCUUUAUAUGACAAACGCAGCUCCAGAUCAUCAUUACCUAAAGAGCAAACUGAGAAGUCCCCACCUAAAAUUAUGCGUUGUUCAGCAAAUGGAUCAUCGAUGACCAUUAAUCGAAGUAAUCCAGCAGCCUCAAAACCGUUAAUUCAGCCCAAGCCUCCAUUGCGUGCCUUUUGUGAGACUCAGCCUAAUCUCCAGGCAAAAGCCAUUGUCAUUCCAGCUCUUCCCACUCUCCUGACGCUGCCCAAGCAGCAGCCAGUUGUAACUAUCCAGCCAGCACCUCCAAAAGGUCAGCCACUAAUGAUUUCUCAGCCUGCUGUGGUUCAUCUUCAGACAUCUGGAAUCCUUCCUGCCUCAAAUCCAGCCAUUGCUGUUAAUGGUGGAGUAAAACCAUUAACAGGUCACACCAUUAGGGUAUUACCACAAACUGCAGGAAAAAGUUUGACCAGUGGGAACCUAGCAGAACCUAUCACUGUCCUUCACGCCACUUCCUCAAAUACAAACAUGGAUAUGAAUGUUCUAAAACGGCAGCAACGCAUGAUAAAAAACCGGGAAUCAGCUUGUCAGUCACGGAGGAAGAAAAAGGAAUAUAUGCAGAGUUUAGAAGCUAGACUGAAGACUGCUUUGUUAGAAAAUGAUCAUCUUAAAAGAGAGAAUGGCUCACUGAAGAGACAGCUAGAUGAACUGGGAGUGGAGAAUCAGAAUCUCAAAGGCUCCCCUCCAAAAAGAAGAGCAUUCUGCGUGAUGGUGUUGUUUGCUUUUGUAAUGCUAAAUUAUGAUCGGCUAAGUGGAUUUGAAUGGGGACCUGAUUCUGCUGAAAAGCUUGCCAGCACUAGCUACCAAAGUCGACAUCUUCUUGAAUUUUCUGCAAGCAGGCCUCAGGAAACAGAUGGCAAAAAUGAGGAAUAUAAGCCCUCGGUUUCGGAUAACAAAGCACUUAUGGUAGUUACUGAGGAACCAAUAAUAUAUGUUCCUCCCCCACCUUGCCAACCAUUUAUCAACCGGACAGAAUCACUCAGGUUAAGUCAUGAACUAAGAGGUUGGGUACAUAGACAUGAAGCAGAAAGAACAAGAUCAAGAAGGAUGCCAAAUAAUCAGCAGCAAAAAGAGCAAACUGUCCAGAGUGCUUCAGGAAAAAAAUCUGAACUCAUGACUCUUCCCUAUACAGACAACAGUGUUGGUAGGAAUUCAGGAAGUGAGCUACAGGUUUAUUACGCUUCGCCACGAAAUUAUCAAGAUUUUUUUGAUGCAAUUCACAGAAAGGGAGAUACAUUUUAUGUGGUGUCCUUCCGUAGGGAUCACCUGUUGUUACCUGCCACCACGCAUAAUAAGACCAGGCGACCAAAGAUGUCAAUAGUGUUACCUGCAAUAAACAUUAGCGAGAAAAUCAUUAACGGGCAAGACUAUGAAGUUAUGAUGCAGAUAGACACUGAAGUAAUGGACACCAGGAUCCUGCAUAUCAAAAGCUCAUCCAUCCCACCUUACCUUCGAGAACAGCAGAGGAACCACACAACUUCCUUUUAUCAUUCUCCUCCAACCGUUCCAGAGGCAGCUCCUGCUGUCAGAACAAUCACUGAAUCACCCCAGUAGGCUCUCAGAAUGAGGCUUUCAUACUUGCUCAGAGAUAGGUGACCCAUGUGGGUUUGCCAUGGCAGUAUCAGGGGCAGUAUCCUGUCUUAGACAAAAGCUUGAGGUUUCUGGAUUUCAGGAUUCUGUCUGCUUUUAGACCUAGCCAAAAUUAAUUUCUCGCCCACUCUAUCUAGAUUAUCUGCCAUCUUUGUAAGGCAAUAUUUAUGGGCCUAAGAACUUCACUUUGUUAAAAGAAAUGCUAAAAUUGCAAUGGGUAAAAUAAUGUUAUUGAUGGAAGUUUGGUUUCUGUGGGUUUAAUUAAUUCCUGGGAUUGGGAAUGGGCACUAAAUGUCUUUACUUUCCCUUACCUUCUUAGAAAUAAAUAUCAAUUUCUUAGCAGUUUCUGAAGAAGAAAUGUAGGGGCUACAUAUGGAAUACAGGUUGUCUGUCACUAAUUAUUUAUAUUUGUUUUAUUUUUAAUUUCACUUUGUCUGUAGAGUUUAUAAUUUGCAUUCUUUACUCAAUCUUAUUCUGGGUUUUCAUUCCUGCUUCAUUUUACCAGGAGGAGGAAAAUAAGGAACUACAGGUUCUUGUUCAGCAAAUUAGAGCUUAAGCCAUUCUUUGCUGCACUCUGUAUUUUUAGUACUUUUUUAUUAUUUUAUUCAGUCUCUAGACUAAGUACUAUAUCCUACACUUUUCCUGGUACUUUAUUAUACAACAAAUGCCCAGUCCAGCUGUUUUGCAUUUGUUACAUAAGAUACAGAUGUUUUGUUGAUACCACCCUUUAAUUAUGUGCAAAUUUGUAAAGUAUUGUUACUGGGAAAAUCUUUCUAGUGCUAUUAUAGAAAUUAAAAUUCUGUCAGAGUGUAUCUGAACCAGUUUCAAGGGCACCUAUUGAAUGAGACUUGCAAAAUUACUAAUGAAGAGCUUUGUUUUGACCACUACACUCCUAUUACUUUGGGCUAAAUAUUAAGUGAAUGUACUGGAAUUGGGGCAAGUGGUGCUUAUUUAUUAGCCAAAGGCCAGAUAUUCCAGAGAGAAGCUAUGUUCAUGUGUGCACAUCUUCAUGCGCUUCCUGCAUGAAUUUACUCAUUAGAAUAAUUUAUGUCCUCUGGUUUGGCAACAGGGAAGGAUCAAAAAGAGUGUGUUCAAGUGGAAAGGCCCCAAUUCAUAUUGAGAGCGCUAGAUCAGUGAGAACAAGUUCUCUGCCUUUUCCACUCCUUCCAUUGACAUAGUUUAUGCCCACAUUGGGCAUAUAGGAUACCCACAUUGGGAUGUACUUUGAGAUUUUUACUUGGAAUAAGGGAGGAUGUGUUAUCUGACGCAUAGAUAUUUGCAGGGGGUGUAGAUUCCAUAGUAAAGGUAAGACUAGUGAGGAGGAAGGAGCACUUGGCUAAGUAUUUGUGAAGUGGAAAAAAAAAGCUCUGAAUGUAAAAGGCUUCUUCAAAUAAGUGAAGAACGUAUGAGUCACGGGCAAAACUUUGUGUCCUUUCAGCAAAGAAAAUCUCCAUUGGCUAACUCCCAUUGCAUAGGCAUCAUCUGCUUUUCUUCCCUUCUGCAUGUGUGUGACCUUGUUUGAUUUUCAAAAUUCCACUUUCAGAUCUUGCAAUCCUACUUUAUUAAAGAUUAUCACAACUUCCACAAAAAACCACUUCAGGCAUUGAAUGGGUAUUUAUGCAAAUGUAUAAGCAGUGUACACAUAUGAGCAAUAUAAUGACGGAUGAAAGUGCAAGAGAUAAACAACGAUAGAGUCUUCCCUGAAAAGGAAUGGGCAAAAUUCUGUGUUGUGGGUUCGUUCAUUGAUAUGUUAACUUCUCUGGAUAACAGAUUGGGUAGGAGUUGUAAUAUUACUUGUGUAUACUUUAAGUUGAAAAUCUAUCAGCUUUAUUUAUUUUCUGUGCUGUUAUUUACACACAUCAACUGCUGGAUAUAAGUAAGGUAAAGUCAAUGAUAUGUAAAUUUGAAUAUAUAUAUUUUUGAAGUCUUUCUUCAAAAGCAUCAAGAGUGACUGGACAAAACCUAACAAAAUUAAAGAUAACAAUCCACUAUAAACCAGUAGCAAAAUAAUUGAACAGCAUAAAACUAAAAUCCCUACAGAACAAGAAAAGAAACUGGCAGCACAAUUAGGUCCAAGUCAACUUCACCCCAUAUUUUCCACCUGCUGGGCCACAUUACUUGUUUGUGUUGCGUACAGUAGGCUUCUCACAUGGCAAGAAUCCUUUUUAUUAGUUAUUCUGUAGAAUGCUAUGAACAUUGAUAUACAAAAUAUCGGAAGCACAAUGCAUAAAGAGAAUAGCAUGAAAUUACUUGUUAAAAUUUAAUUUCUGUCACAAGAAGUUGCAGUGUACAUGGAGCUAAGGAUCUCAGAAUUGUUUUGUCUUCAGGGACAAAAUAAUUCUAUUUUUUUUAGAGAAAAUUUGUCUGGCUCUUACUGGAAAUUGAGUAAUGUUUUGUAAACAUUAUUUGAUUAAAGAAGGCGUUGUUCACUUGGAUGCUGAUGUUCCUUUGUGCCACAAUCAGGAGAAAGCUUUUCCCUGUUAAAUGUUCCCUAUAGACAUCCAUAUUAUGUGCAAUUUGAUGCUGUAGAAAUAAACAAAAAGAUGUUUGAGUGUGCACUUUUUAAAAAACAGUAGGGAACAGAUCAGCAAGCAGUCUACUAGAAGUUUUCUUUGGUAUCUUGAAGAUAAAUCUUGGUAGUUAUCCUGGUUUUCAGAUUAAUCUGACCCAAGAUCAUUAAAAAUUUGUCAGAUGAGAAGCAUUUUUAGUUCAGCUAAUUUUUUUCUGCAUCUUAUAUGUUAGUGUUAUAAUAAAAAGCAGUCAAAUUAUGUUAUAGAUCCAUGAAGCUAAUUGCCAACCAAAAUCUAGCAGUGGUCUUGAAUAUCAAAGUAUCCCAGAUCUAAUUUUGCUAAAUAUAUAAUCUUGACUACAGUCCUUGUAAGUAUCUGCUGGUGGGAAAAUGUACCUUACGAAAGGAAGAAUCACUAGGGUGGGGGAAAGAGAAUUCAAGACUUUGAGUCAGUCAGAACUAUGCUUGUCUUUAUUUUUUUCUCUGCCUUAAGCAUCCUUUCUUGUUUGAAAAACUCUUCCCUUUCUUGAGGGCCCUUGUUCAUCUCUAGUCUGGCCAACUGUGGAAAUCAGUUUUGAGCUGUUCUCCUGCCAGCCUCAGCAUUUCUUCAAUAUUGCCUGUCCAAAAUUGGCCGACUGCCUUUGGCUGAAUAAAUGUCCAGUGUUGCUUUUUCAUUGCUGUGCUGGAAAUACAAUUCUUUGCAGACACUUUAUUAAAAACAAACAGCCUUCCUCUUCUGAGAAAGUAUAUGGACAACACUUUCACAAAAGCCUAAGAUAUCUUGGGUGUUUUCUUUAAAGACUGUAACAUCUUUAAGCAAUGUUAAAAUAAUAUCUUGCACAUUAGGUUGGAUCUGUGCUUUGAGUAAUGAUGUAAAGUAGGUUUAGUUAAUUUAAGAGACACUGAAUUCAAUGGCCUACGCUUAACAAUUUUUUAAAGUUUGUACUUAAUGUGCUGUUUUGGUUUAUUUGUUUGUUUUGGUAAUUAAAUUAUUUCCUUGUUUCAGUAUUGUGCUUAUUUCUUUGAAACAUCUGAAUAAGAAAUCAUUUUUGUUAUCUGUAAUUACUGUUGGAAGAGCAAUUGCAUUGUCUUUUGUUUUUGGUCUUUAAACAAGACACCUGGAAUCGAAAUUAUCCUACUACUGGGACAUCACAAUCAAGAAGUACUACUCUAUGUUUAGAUUCUCUUCCAAAAAAUAAAUAAAAUAUACAUAAA
Molecule: messenger RNA, 5800 nt
Organism: Crotalus tigris (Tiger rattlesnake)
Lineage: Eukaryota; Metazoa; Chordata; Lepidosauria; Squamata; Viperidae
Gene: ATF6
Product: activating transcription factor 6
Exons: 16
Coding region: 34-2040 (668 amino acids)
Biological process (GO): regulation of transcription by RNA polymerase II; endoplasmic reticulum unfolded protein response
Cellular component (GO): nucleus
Molecular function (GO): DNA-binding transcription factor activity, RNA polymerase II-specific; RNA polymerase II cis-regulatory region sequence-specific DNA binding
Source: RefSeq, a predicted model, not a curated record